Molecule: messenger RNA, 1707 nt
Organism: Gamsiella multidivaricata
Lineage: Eukaryota; Fungi; Mortierellomycota; Mortierellomycetes; Mortierellales; Mortierellaceae
Product: 6-phosphogluconate dehydrogenase, decarboxylating
Exons: 5
Coding region: 89-1540 (483 amino acids)
Biological process (GO): pentose-phosphate shunt; pentose-phosphate shunt, oxidative branch
Cellular component (GO): cytosol
Molecular function (GO): phosphogluconate dehydrogenase (decarboxylating) activity; NADP binding
Source: RefSeq, a predicted model, not a curated record
UCUUCAAUUCAGCUCCCCAUCCCUCCUUCCCCAUUCACCCUUCCCACUCUACUCCUUCCCAACAACAACAACAACACCACUCUCCACCAUGUCUACCGAAGCAGUCGCUGAUAUUGGUCUCAUCGGUUUGGCCGUCAUGGGUCAGAACCUGAUCCUCAACAUGAACGACAACGGCUUCGUUGUCUGCGCCUUCAACAGAACCGUCUCCAAGGUCGAUCAUUUCCUUGCGAACGAAGCCAAGGGCACUCAGAUCGUUGGUGCUCACUCGGUCGAGGAGCUCUGCAAGAAGCUGAAGCGUCCUCGCAAGGUCAUGCUGCUCGUCAAGGCCGGUCAGGCCGUUGAUGACUUUAUUGAUCAGCUCUUGCCUCACCUCGAGAAGGGUGAUAUCAUCAUUGAUGGUGGAAACUCUCACUUCCCCGAUACUAUUCGUCGCACCAAGGAGUUGGAGGCCAAGGGACUCCUUUAUGUCGGAUGCGGUGUCUCUGGUGGUGAGGAGGGCGCUCGUCAUGGCCCCUCCAUGAUGCCUGGUGGUUCCAAGGAAGCAUGGCCCCAUGUCAAGCCCAUUUUCCAGGCCAUUGCUGCUAAGGUCGAUGGCGAGCCCUGCUGCGACUGGGUCGGUGAGACUGGUGCUGGACACUACGUCAAGAUGGUCCACAACGGAAUCGAGUACGGUGACAUGCAGAUGAUUUGCGAGGCCUACCAGAUCCUCAGGGAGGCCCUCGGACUCUCUGCUGAGGAACUCGCUGACAUCUUCACGGAGUGGAACCAGGGCGAGCUUGACUCAUACCUCAUCGAGAUUACCCGCGAUAUCCUCAAGUUCAAGGAUACCGAUGGCUCACCUUUGGUCGAGCAUAUCAAGGACACUGCUGGACAGAAGGGAACCGGCAAGUGGACUGUCGUCUCCGCACUCGACAACGGCAUGCCCGUCACUUUGAUCGGUGAGGCCGUUUUUGCGCGCUGCCUGUCCGCGAUCAAGGACGAGCGUGUCCGUGCCUCGAAGAUCCUCGGUGGCCCCGAUGGCAAGUUCACUGGCGACAAGAAGCAGUUCAUCCAUGACGUCUCCAAGGCCCUGUAUGCCUCCAAGAUCAUCUCGUACGCCCAGGGUUUCAUGCUCAUGCGCGAGGCCGCAAAGGAGAACAACUGGAACCUGAACAAUGCUGGCAUUGCGCUCAUGUGGCGCGGUGGCUGCAUCAUUCGUUCCGUCUUCUUGGGUGACAUCAAGGCCGCCUACACCAAGAACCCCGAACUCGAGAACCUGUUGUUCGACCCCUUCUUCACCAAGGCCGUCUCUGAGGCCGCCCCCGGAUGGAGAAACGUUGUUGCCCAGUCGGCCUUGCUCGGAAUCCCCACCCCUGCGACCUCCUCGGCCCUGGCCUUCUUUGAUGGUUACAGACACGCUGUCUUGCCCGCGAACUUGCUCCAGGCCCAGAGAGAUUACUUUGGUGCGCACACCUACCAGCGUCUCGAUAACCCUGAGUGGGUCCACACCAACUGGACUGGUCGUGGAGGCAAUGUCGCUUCGACUACUUACCUUGCUUAAAAAGACUGGAAGGUUUUUUUGUAAAUAUUUCUACAUUAUUCAUUGCACUCACACCCACACUACACCACGCCAUGCUAUUUUAAAACUACAAUGAUCUAUUUUUUUUUGGCACCGCUUGUCUCUUAUUCCCGGAUUAACUGAAUCGUGAAAUAAAGAAAACAAAAAAA